AUGGUUUCUUCUCCUUCUCCUCCUCAUUCUCAUGGCUGUUGUCUUGAAAAGAAGCACUGGUGGCUUACCAAACAAAAGAUUGUUGAUAAGUAUGUGAAAGAUGCAAGAUCCCUCAUUGUUUCUCAACAACAGAACAACAUUGCAUCUGCUAUUAACCUACUUGAUGCUGCACUUGCUGUAUCACCAAGGUCCGAGAUGGCGCUUCAGUUGAAGGCCACUUCUCUUCUUCAUUUGAGAAGGUUCAAGGAAGUUGCAGAGAUGCUUCAUCAUUACAUCCCCAGCAUCAAAGCUCACGAUUCAUCCACUUCUUCUUCUUCCUCUGAUAACAACUCGCAACCGCUCUCCAGAGAACGAGUCAAGCUUUUGUCCGCCGCUGCUAACUCCGAUCGAUCCUUCACGUGUUUCUCUGUCUCCGAUUUGAAGAAGAAGCUCAUGGAUGGCAUCGCCAGAAAUCGUGAUCAAGAAGGUCAAUGGAGGUACUUGGUUCUAGGCGAAGCAUGUUGCCACCUAGGGUUAAUGGAGGACGCUAUGGCCCUUCUCCAGACCGGAAAACGUCUUGCCUCCGCCGCAUUCCGCCGGGAAAGCGUCUGCUGGUCAGACGACAGUUUCAUCUCCUCCGGCGAGACAUUCGCCAUCAGCCACCAGCCACAGACGACAGAAUCGGAUAGCAUCUGCCACCUACUAAGCCACAUCAAACUCCUCCUCCGCCGCAAGACCGCAGCGAUGGCAGCGGCGGAAGCCGGUCUCUACAGUGAAGCCAUUAGACAUUUCUCCAAAAUCGUCGAUAGUCGACGUGGUUCCCCUCAAGGGUUCCUGGCCGAGUGCUACAUGCACCGUGCCGCCGCUUACAGGUCCUCCGGUCGGAUAGCUGAGGCCAUUGCCGAUUGUAAUCGGACAUUGGCGUUAGAUCCGUCUUGUAUCGAAGCCCUAACCACCAGGGCUUCCCUUUUUGAAACAAUCCAUUGUCUCCCUGAUUCGCUUCACGAUCUUGAACACUUGAAACUCGUGUACAAUUCAAUUCUUCGCGACGGGAAGCUACCUGGGCCGGCAUGGAAACGUCAGAAUGUUGGAUACGGUGAAAUUCCGGGAAAGCUGAGGUGUAUGGGGAGGAAAAUUGAAGAAUUGAAAGGAAGGGUGUGUUCAGGGGAAAUAGGGAAUGUUGAUUACUACGGUUUGAUGGGGUUGAGAAGGGGUUGUUCAAGAUCAGAAUUGGAGAGAGCCCAUUUGCUGCUUAGCUUAAGACAUAAGCCUGAUAAAUCGACUAGCUUUAUGGAUAGAUGCGAGUUUGCGGAUGAAGGUGAGAUGGAUUCGAUAAGGGAUCGAGCAAAGAUGUCUGGUUUAUUGUUGUAUAGAUUGAUUGAAAGAGGGUAUACUAGUUUGAUGAGAAUAGUUAUGGAUGAAGAAGCCUCAGAGAAGCAAAGGAAGAGGGAUUCAUUACAAGAAGCAAUGCAAGAGCAACAGCAAGAGCAAGAAUCAUCAUCAUGUAAAUUAGAAUGUGUUAAAAAGAGAAACAUGGAAAAGAAGAAUGUGUAUCAAGGGGUGUUCUGUAGAGAUCUGGCGGUGGUGGGAAGUCUGUUGUCUCAGGCUGGGGGUGGAGGUGGAGGUGGGUGUAACCGUCCGAUUGGGGCCAUUCCCAUCAAGUAUGAAGCAUUGAGCUGUUAGCAGGUAGAUGUUGAAUAAAUAAUUGUUGAAUUAUUUGUAGAAAUGGGAAAUUUUGUCAGCAGCAGCAGCUACUACUGCUUAUGUUGUCGUAUUUGGAUUGAUGGUUUUAUAUAUAAAAUAUAAAUAUCCAGAGCUAAGAGCUAAGAGUUAAGAGUUAAGAGUUAAGAGUUAAGAGUGAGUGAUUAUUGAUUGAUAUGAUGCCAAAUGCCAAAUGUACGCUUAUAUGUUUGGAUGGAUAGCAAAUGGAAAAAAGGGUAAAUAUAUAGAUAGAAAGGACAAGUGAGAAGUUGGGUGUUAAAUUAAAUGCGACGAGUCAAGUGGAUGGAAUGGAACCCAUCCAACCUUAUCCAUAUGCUCUUUUUUUUGCUUUUUAAUUAAUUAUAUUAAUGCUUCCAAGUUCCAAGUGA
Molecule: messenger RNA, 2069 nt
Organism: Cynara cardunculus var. scolymus (artichoke)
Lineage: Eukaryota; Viridiplantae; Streptophyta; Magnoliopsida; Asterales; Asteraceae
Exons: 3
Coding region: 1-1662 (553 amino acids)
Molecular function (GO): protein binding
Source: RefSeq, a predicted model, not a curated record